Protopolystoma xenopodis is the source of this 222-nucleotide messenger RNA. The record is from the annotation of a GenBank genome assembly. Lineage: Eukaryota; Metazoa; Platyhelminthes; Monogenea; Polystomatidea; Polystomatidae.
AUGAGCACACAGAUCGAAGAAAUGCAGCACUUAGGCACGGAAGGACACGAAAAUAACGGUAUCGCGUCGCGGAAAACCAUCUCUUUCUUCAAUCAACGCGGAGUCAUGGUCGGAGGCAAACAUGCAAAUAAGAACCUGUGGCUUGCAUUUCGUCUGCAGGGAGGCGGCCGAGAGAACCGAUCGUGCUCACGAACGAGGUCGCUUAGAGUCAAGGUUGUCUAG